This is a messenger RNA of Mytilus californianus (California mussel), 996 nucleotides long. Its product is annotated as vacuolar protein sorting-associated protein 26C-like. Gene Ontology annotation, biological process: intracellular protein transport. The record is from RefSeq and is a predicted model, not a curated record. Bases 30 to 926 code for a protein of 298 amino acids. Gene Ontology annotation, cellular component: endosome. The transcript has 9 exons. Lineage: Eukaryota; Metazoa; Mollusca; Bivalvia; Mytilida; Mytilidae.
UUUCCGGUGAAGUCACAUGAUAGAUAAAAAUGGCAACACUUGAUGUUCGGCUGAAGAAAGUUAAUAAGAUCUACAAAGAGGGUGAUGUUGUUGCUGGUGUGAUUGUUGUAACCAGUAAUGGAGAUUUACAGCAUCAAGGAAUCACAUUAACUGUAGAUGGUGCUGUCACUUUACAGCUGAGUGCCAAAAGUGUUGGACUGUUUGAAGCAUUUUACAACUCACUUAAGCCUAUCCACUUGAUAAACUAUUCACUGGAGAUAUCGAAACCUGGGAAACUGCCAUCAGGAAAGACAGAAAUUCCAUUUGAAGUUCCAUUAAAACCUAAACCAAAUAAAACCUUAUAUGAGACUUACCAUGGUGUAUUUAUCAAUGUACAGUAUUCAAUAAAGGUUGAUAUGAAAAGAUCUCUACUGAGUAAAGACUUACAGAAAUCAAUUGAAUUUAUUGUAGAAAAUAAAACAACAAAUAAAGAUGAAAAGAACAAAUCCAAAGCCAUUCCAUUCACCAUCUCUCCAGAGACAUUAACAAAUAUCAAGGAGAAAGGAAAUGUGCCAAAGUUUAAGAUCAAAGGAAAACUUACAUCUUCAGUAUUGAAUAUAACGGAACCAUUGACAGGGGAAUUAAUGGUUGAUAGCUGUGAUGCCCAGAUAAAAUCAAUAGAAAUACAGUUAGUAAGAGUAGAAACCUGUGGAUGUGCAGAAGGUUAUGCUAAAGAUGCUACAGAAAUACAGAAUAUACAAAUAGCUGAUGGUGAUGUCAGCAGAGGGCUACUGAUACCGAUUUAUAUGAUAUUUCCAAGAUUGUUUACCUGUCCAACAUUGUCAACAAAUAAUUUUAAAAUAGAUUUUGAAAUAAAUGUUGUUGUGGUAUUCAGAGAUGAUCAUCUAGUGACUGAGAAUUUCCCAAUCAAACUCGUUAGAUACUGAACAUUAAGAUUUAUACAAGUGCAAUAUUUUUAUCUGUUAUAUAUUUUUAAAUAAAAGAAUAAAACACUUU